GGCCAGUGGACCAGACUGUGGCAAGUAGGAGUAGACAAUGUAUCUGGUUUGGUAGAAGGAAUAGUGCUCCAUCAUUGGUGUCAGUGGGAGUUAAAAUGCCCCAUCAUUUUUGUCAACCGGAGGAAUAGUGCCCUAUCAUUGGUGUCAACCAGAGGAAUAGUGCCCCAUCAUUGGUGGCAGUGGGAGGAAUAGUGCCCCAAUAUAGUGGGAGGAAUAGUGCCCCAUCAUUGGUGGCAGUGGGAGGAAUAGUGCCCCAUCAUUGGUGGCAGUGGGAGGAAUAGUGCCCCAUUGUAGAUGUCAGUAGGGGGAAUAGUGCCCCAUUGUAGAUGUCAGUAGGGGGAAUAGUGCCCCAUUGUAGAUGUCAGUAGGGGGAAUAG
Staurois parvus is the source of this 377-nucleotide messenger RNA. The record is from the annotation of a GenBank genome assembly. NCBI's taxonomy places the organism in Eukaryota, Metazoa, Chordata, Amphibia, Anura, Ranidae.